Molecule: messenger RNA, 984 nt
Organism: Guillardia theta CCMP2712
Lineage: Eukaryota; Cryptophyceae; Pyrenomonadales; Geminigeraceae
Exons: 10
Coding region: 1-984 (327 amino acids)
Source: RefSeq, a predicted model, not a curated record
AUGGCUGCCUCAAACGUCAAGGUUGGCGCUGUCAUGGAACGCAGAUCGAUGUUGGGAUUUCAUACCAGCCAAGCUCAGUGCAUCGGAAGCAACUCGGGACGGGCGAUUUGUUGUAGACAGAAGCUGGGGGGUGGGAGGAUCAACGUCAUAGCAGGGAGAAAGUCGCGCAAGAGUGUGCUUGUUUGUCAGGAUAGACAAACGUCUUGGGGACAAGACACAAAAGAAAAAGACAUACAAGAGGGCGACCUGGUCAGAGUGCGUGAAGAUGCGGCGAAAAUAAUGGCGGGAAAGGGAUGGAACGAUAUUGUCAUGUCGAAAACACUUGGAGAACAUGGAGUGGUCAAGCUUGUGAGACACGCACCCUCAGUUGAUAUUGCAAUGGUGGAGUUUGAAAGGAUUCCGGGAUCACAGGAGCUGAAAGACAACAUGGCUGCCAUUCAAGAGCACAUGCAGAAGAAGCGAAUUGAGCAAAUUGAGCAACGUCUUGCUCAGUUUGAUAAACAGAAAGAGACGAAGAAUCCAACCGUGGAGAAGAGUCAUACAUCCGAUCGGAAGGAGAAGGAGAAGAAAAACGAGAAGGAGGAGGAGAAGGAGGAGGAGGAGGAGGAGGACAUUUUGGAUGAGAUUAAGCGAAACGGGUAUGGACCGAUUAAGUUAGAAAACCUCAGUCCGGGCAUGAAGGCAUGGUAUCAUGGGAGACGGUUCAGUUACCCUCGAUUCUUCAAAAAGACACCCAAGCCAUACCUCGAAAGAUUGGAGAAAACCGUCGAGGAGUAUGAAGCGAAGAUGAGAAAGGAAACUAAGAACGAAGGGAGUGGCGUCGCUGACGUCAAAAACAAUCUAUCGCAAGACAAUCAUGCGUUUAUGAGCACAAUCAAGGGUGAGAAGAAGGAUGAGGUUGGAUCGAAGAAAACGAAUGAGUUGAAGCAACCGGAAAUGCCGAGAGGCGAAGAGAAUUCGCAAGGUUGCACUUUGUACGUGUGA